AAACCAAAAAAAGGGAGGCGGUCUUCUCUCCUUUUUUUGGCACCUCCAAACAAGCAAAAGCAAGCAGGCUACAAUCUCUCUCCCUCUGUCUCUCUCUCCUUCUCUCUCUGUGAAUGUAUAAUUUUGGAGGAAACGUGUCCCUGAAACUCAGCAUAAAGCGCCACAGCCCUCACUUGUAGACUUGCUGAGAGAGAGAGAGAGAGGAGAGAGGAGAGAGGAGAGAGGAGGGAGGGGUGGAGAGAGGGAGAGUGAGAGCGGUUCAGUCGCCUCUUCUUAUGCACCCAUCUCAACAAUGUGUGUCUCCUGUCUCCUCUUUACGAGUCUCAUCAUCUCUCUUUGUUUUGAGUUUUAGGAGGGCCAGCAGUUGUUUCUGUAGGACCUGAUGUCAAAUAUGCGGCUUGAACUCUCACGAGCAUAACGACUUCAUUCGCAUUGAUAAAUGAAUAACACUUGAAUCCAAGGGAACAAUUUCAUCAUCUGUGUCCUUCUGAUUUGCAAUUUCGAGUUGCUAAAGUUCUUCGUGUGAUGGAAUCGAACGGGUGGAUGGGACCACAUUAUGUAAAUCCUGGGUACCCUUACCCCAACAACGAAAGCUUCAUGAACUUCUUUGAAGGCCUUACUCAUGCCCCAGUGAGCUACGCUCCUCCAGCUGCACCGUUGCUUGAUCAGGAAAGUAUGUAUUGGUCGAUGAGUAUGAAUGCAUACAAAUUUGGCUCUGCUAGUGAGGGGAGUAAUUCCUAUUACAGUUCUUAUGAGAUGAAUCAUCAAAUGCCAAGAAUAGAGGUUACUGGGAGUGACUGGGAACAGUCUUCGAGAUAUAGUGUUGAAGAGCCUGCCAGAAUAGAUACUCAAUAUGAGGAACAUGCAUCAACAAGUGUGGAUGGAAAUCCAGAAGAACGUAGCCCAAAUCAUCAAUCUCCUGAUGAAUCUCAGGCUGUUUGGCAAGACAACAUUGAUCCGGACAACAUGACAUAUGAGGAACUACUUGAUUUGGGGGAGGCAAUUGGAACUCAGAAUAAAGGCCUUUCCCAAGAGCUAAUUAGUAUGCUUCCGACCUCAAAAUACAAGCUCGGUGGUUUCUUUACCAGAAAAAAAUCGGGGGAGAGAUGUGUGAUAUGCCAAAUGAGGUACAAGAUUGGCGAUCGGCGAAUAAAGCUGCCAUGCAAACAUGCAUACCAUGGUGAAUGCAUCACCAAAUGGUUGGGGAUUAACAAGAUUUGCCCAGUCUGCAAUGUGGAGGUAUUUGGAAAGGAAUGAAUGGAUCAAGGGAUCAAUCUACUGCUGAGAAUGCCGAUGGGAUUAGGCUGUUUUGCAGCUGGAGGCUUCUUUCUAUUUUAGGAGGAAAACUUUCGGUUCGAUUUUUGUACACGAGAUAUGAUAUAGGUAUAGGGACUAUUAUACUGUGGUCCGGGUCUCAUGCAGGUCCUGUUGAGAUGGAUCGUAAUUGCCCAAGUUCCAGGCUAUGUUAGCAAGUGUAUAUCGAAUUCUCAGAUGCGAUUGUGUGACUGGGGAUUUUGUCUAAUUUUCUUUCUUUUUCUU
This is a messenger RNA of Eucalyptus grandis, 1539 nucleotides long. Its product is annotated as E3 ubiquitin-protein ligase BIG BROTHER. The transcript has 10 exons. The coding region runs from base 526 to 1257 and encodes 243 amino acids. The record is from RefSeq and is a predicted model, not a curated record. Gene Ontology annotation, molecular function: ubiquitin-protein transferase activity; ubiquitin conjugating enzyme binding. Lineage: Eukaryota; Viridiplantae; Streptophyta; Magnoliopsida; Myrtales; Myrtaceae. Gene Ontology annotation, biological process: negative regulation of organ growth; protein ubiquitination.